This is a messenger RNA of Dendrobium catenatum, 2274 nucleotides long. RefSeq names its product putative disease resistance protein RGA4. Gene Ontology annotation, biological process: defense response to other organism. The transcript is spliced from 2 exons. NCBI's taxonomy places the organism in Eukaryota, Viridiplantae, Streptophyta, Magnoliopsida, Asparagales, Orchidaceae. The record is from RefSeq and is a predicted model, not a curated record. The coding region runs from base 1 to 2274 and encodes 757 amino acids. Gene Ontology annotation, molecular function: ADP binding.
AUGGCAGACGGGCAUGAAGAAGGAGCUGGAAAGGCUCACCCCAAGAUUCAAGCUGUCGUCUCUGCCGCUAACCAAGCACAAAUCAACGAUAAAAAUAGGGCUCUCAAUAAAUGGGUAUGGCAGCUGCGAGAUGCCAUUGAUGAGGCAGAUGAUGUGCUCGAUGAGUUUGAGUACAUGAAGCAUAAACAACAGCUCCCCAAAAACACGGAAGAAACAAAGAAAAGAAAGUUCACGAGCUUCCUAUUUGAAAGUCCUCGUAAAAUUCUCAAAAUUGGCGAACGUGUUCUCAAAAGGGAUCCCAACUUGAACCGACUGGAGGAGGCUGUGCAGAAACUUGAUAAAGUUUCGGUUGAUGUUACUACUUUCCUUCAUCUUUUAGACAGCGCGAAGCAGGAACAGAAGGAGCAGGAGGUUGAUUUCUACAAAACACGCGAAACAGGAUCUUUGCCCAAAAAUGGUCUCAUUGGACGGGGCAAGGAUAAGGAGUUUGUUAUGCAGUGGUUGAGGAUGCAAUUAAAUGAGGAACAUCAAGCUCUUGUUAAUGAAACUGAUUUGUAUAGAAAAAUUUCUCUUCUAUCUAUAGUGGGUCAUGGUGGUAUGGGGAAGACAACUCUCUUGCAACAUGCCUAUGAAGAUGAAAUGACAAAAGAAUUUGAUCUUAAAAUGUGGGUUUGUGUUUCAAAAAACUUUGAUGUGAAAAAAGUCAUUGCAGAUAUGUUGGAAUCUCUCAAGAAAAGGAGGCCUCGUUUGGACACACUUGAUGCACUUCAAAAUAGUCUUCGGACUGAGAUUAUGUCCAAAAAGUUUUUACUUGUUCUGGAUGACAUUUGGGAGGAGGAGGAGAACCGGGAUAUCAACAAAUGGGAGACGGUGCUCACCCCUCUGGCUUAUGGGAAAAUUGGUAGUGGGAUUUUGUUAACAACUCGAAUGGACUCAGUUGCAAUGAUGAUUGCAAAGGUGAUUAAAAAGAAUGAAAUAUUUAGAUUAGAGGGCUUGGAGGAAGAUCAGUGUUUGCAGUUCCUCAACUCUCAUGCAUUUGCUGAUGUAGAGAAUCCUAAUGAUUAUAAAAGAUUAAGAUUCAUUACUGGAGAGAUAGUUAAAAAGCUUUCAGGAUCUCCAUUGGCAGCUAAGGUCAUCGGUGGUGUUUUGAAUUCUAGCUUGAAUGAAAGACAUUGGACAAAUGUUUUAAAUAGUGAUUUUGUAAGUCCAAAAUUGGGUCAGGAUGACAUCUUUCUCAUUUUAAGAUUGAGCUAUAUGUUCCUCCCAAAACAUCUACAAAAUUGUUUCGCAUUUUGUUAUAUAUUUCAACAAGAUCAUCUGUUUCUUAAAGAUGAUUUAGUCAAAAUGUGGAUUGCAUUGGGUUUCAUUCAGCAGCCUCAUGAUCAAGAAUGGACUAUGGAGGAUAUUGGAGGAAUGUAUUUUGAUGUUUUGGUUAAAAAAAAUUUCUUUGAGAAGUUUAAAGCUAUUGGACGAUACUACAAGAUGCAUGACUUAAUACAUGAAUUAGCACAGUCAGUUUCCAUACAUGAAUGUUUAAGAGUUGAGAAUAGUACAAAGUUUCCUUCUAUAAUUCCUAAGACUCUUCGACACUUGUCUGUUCAAACUAUAAAUCCAGACAUCAUAAAAGAGAUUGAGAAGUUUAAAUAUUUGCAUUCUCUUUUCUUGUUCGAUAGGCCUUGUAAUGGGGAUCUUUGCAAUGCACUUAUUGACAUAUUCAAAGCAUUGGGAAGCCUACGCUUAUUAUACAUAUCUUCUACAUGCUUGAAAACGAUACCUGAGGAGAUUGAAAAUUUGAUACAUCUUCGAUUCUUAAAGAUUGAAGUUAUGAAUUUGACUAUGCUGCCAAGAUCUCUAAGUAAUCUCUAUCACUUGCAAUAUAUAAUCUAUGAAAACACAUGGGGGUCAAGCCAACUUGAAGUUGAUGAUUUUGUAUCAAGUGGCAUUAAUAACCUUUCAAACUUGCGUUACGUGAAAUUGCCUGAGAAGUAUAUUUCAUCUAUAUGUGGGAUUGGGAAGCUAAAGUCUCUUCAACUACUGAAUAUGUUUGCUCUGAGAGAUGUGAGUGGUUACAAAAUUGGGGAGCUAGAGAAUAUGAAUGAUCUUUGCAAAUUAGGAAUCACUUGCCUUGAAAAUGUUAAGGGUGCCGAGGAGGCUUGUAGUGCCAAAUUAUGUGCUAAGUGGAGGCUCACAGAUUUAACCUUAUGUUGGAGUAACACUGAUUCGAGGAACAUCGAUUUAGAUGAGAACCCAACCUUCAUCCACCAAAAUGUUUAA